Molecule: messenger RNA, 504 nt
Organism: Capsicum annuum
Lineage: Eukaryota; Viridiplantae; Streptophyta; Magnoliopsida; Solanales; Solanaceae
Exons: 1
Coding region: 1-504 (167 amino acids)
Molecular function (GO): nucleic acid binding
Source: RefSeq, a predicted model, not a curated record
AUGAAUGGAGCAGUAGAAGUUGCAAACAAGAACAUCAAGAAGAUCAAAAGGAAGAUGGUCGAUAGUCACCGAUCAUGGCAUGAUAUAUUGCCUUAUGCCUUAUUGGCAUAUCACACGACAGUCCAAAUCUCGGCUGGAAAAACUCCUUAUGUGCUAGUCUGUGGGAUAGAAACAGUAAUACCUAUUGAGGUCGAGAUAUCAUCUUUAAGAAUCAUCCAAGAAGCGGGUUUGAGUAAUGAAGAAUUAGUUUGCGCCUAUUAUGAACAACUUAUUAUGAUUGAUGAAAAGAGGAUGAGAACUGUAUGCCAUGGCCAAUUAUAUCAACAACGAAUGAUUUGUCCUUUCAAUAAAAGAGUAAGAGCUCGCACAUUUGAAGUUGGAAAAUUAUUGGUCAAAUGCAUAUUCCCUCACCAAGAGGAGUAUAAAGGAAAGGUCGCUCCAAAUUGGCAGGGGCCGUAUGUAGUCUGCAAAGUGCUAUUUGGAGGAGCCUUGAUUUUGUCUUAA